ACUGAACUAGGUUAUCAUACAGGACCUUUCAAACCAAUUACUGAACGACCACGUGGGUUGCAAAACAGGAAAUGUGCUGCAUGGAACCUGUUGGAAGAACAACUGUGUUGGUUUUAGACUCUCAGAUGGGAUUUGACAGGCGGCAACUUGAGCUGCUCUGCAAGUAAGAAGCCAUAUGCCGGGGAAGACACACGCACACGCACGCACACGCACGCACACACACACACAGGAGGUGGAUUACCCCAGUACUGCUAAAGACCUGCUUGGGAUGGGUCACGCUUUGGACCGGUGCUGGAGCUGACGAGGAAAGCCAAGCCAUCGCAACCGGAAUGGAGGUACAUCCUUUUGUUACGGGUCUUCAGGUGCUCACCAUUUGGGAAAAAGCCCAAUUCUUUUACCAGGGAAUUCUGGAGAACGGAGACAAGAGGACAGACAGCUGGCUGCUGGUCUACUCCCCUGCACCCAUCAGUGGGAUAUUCUUGUGCUACCUGCUCAUUAUAUGGGCCGGGCCAAAGCUGAUGGCAAAGAGGCAGCCUGUCAACCUCAAGCUGGUCUUGAUCGUUUACAAUUUGGCCAUGGUCUGCCUGUCUGCAUACAUGUUCUACGAGUUCACAGCAGUUUCCUGGAUGUCCAGAUACAGUCUGCUGUGCCAGCCGGUCGACUACAGUGACAGUCCACUGGCUGUGAGGAUGGCCAGAGUGUGCUGGUGGUUUUACUUCUCCAAAGUUGUGGAGCUCAGCGACACAAUGUUUUUCAUUCUGAGGAAAAAGAACAACCAGCUGACCUUCCUCCAUGUCUACCAUCACACCACGAUGAUCUUUAACUGGUGGGCAGGGGUUAAAUACGUGGCAGGGGGCCAGUCGUUCCUGAUUGGCCUGAUCAACUCCUUGGUUCACGUGGUGAUGUACCUCUACUAUGGUCUUGCAGCCUUCGGACCACAUAUGACAAAGUACCUGUGGUGGAAACGCUACCUCACCAUCCUACAGCUGGUUCAGUUUUUCAUCGUAAUCAUCCACACGGCGUACAACCUGUUUGCUGACUGUGACUUCCCCGACUCCAUGAACAUGAUUGUGCUGGCCUACUCUGUCAGCCUCAUCCUCCUCUUCAGUCAUUUCUACUACCGCAGCUACCUGACGUCCAAGAAGACCAUCUAACUAUCCCACAAUUGAAAAUGACGUGUGCGGAAAAAUGGGGCAAAUCGGUGAUGUAAACAUUCGCGGGGCUCAGCCUCGGACGCAGUACAUCGCGUGUCUCGAUGAAUAAAACCAUGAUUCCUAAUCAUGAAA
Molecule: messenger RNA, 1286 nt
Organism: Dunckerocampus dactyliophorus (ringed pipefish)
Lineage: Eukaryota; Metazoa; Chordata; Actinopteri; Syngnathiformes; Syngnathidae
Gene: elovl8a
Product: ELOVL fatty acid elongase 8a
Exons: 8
Coding region: 330-1154 (274 amino acids)
Biological process (GO): fatty acid elongation, saturated fatty acid; sphingolipid biosynthetic process; very long-chain fatty acid biosynthetic process
Cellular component (GO): endoplasmic reticulum membrane
Molecular function (GO): fatty acid elongase activity
Source: RefSeq, a predicted model, not a curated record